UGCUGAACCAGCUGGAGGAACUUCUGAGCGACAUGAAAGCAGAUGUGACACGACUGCCCAACAUGCUGUCCAGGAUCCCACCGGUGUCGGCGCGCCUGCAGAUGUCCGAGAGGAGCAUCCUGAGCCGCCUCACCAGCCGAGGCAGCGAGCCUCCGCCGCAGCAGCCUUUCAGCCAGGGUGCGUUCGGCUGCUCUCAGAUGUACGGCAGCAGCUUCGGCGGCGGCUUCCGAGGCCCGGGUGGACAGCCCCUGGUGAACUACAGUCAGAUGCCUCUGGGACCCUACGUCAGCGGUAAGGAUCAACAUCUGCAGUGGAUAACAG
Molecule: messenger RNA, 321 nt
Organism: Paralichthys olivaceus (Japanese flounder)
Lineage: Eukaryota; Metazoa; Chordata; Actinopteri; Pleuronectiformes; Paralichthyidae
Source: RefSeq, a predicted model, not a curated record